AAAAUAAACUUUUAUUACUGAUAAGUCUAUUGCUAACAGACUCUUAUACUUAUCACUGAUAAUAUAUUUUAGAAUUUAAAUUAAAUUCUAAGAGAAAAUAAAAAGUGGGAAAUGGUCAUUAAAGAUUCAGAUCACAGUUGAACACGAGAAGAAACAAUCAAGAAAGAGCUAUCAAAUAAAUGCAAUAAUAAUUAGCUAAGCGGCAAACCCUAGACCAUGGCCUACACGCUCUCUAAUCUGCUGCAAUGGCCGUCGCUUCUUCCAUCAUUCUCUCAUUUUCUUUAUCCAAUUUCUAAUCUAGAUCCAUGGCCAACGACGCCGCACUCAACUCCUCUCUGGUAAUUUUGGCCCUCGCCAUCGUUCUCGUCGGAAUCACCACCUAUUCCUUCAAGAAAAUGGCCGUAACUUAUUUCGUCGGCGUUUUCGCCAUCGCCGGCGUUCUCCUACCGGAUUGGUGUUUCUUUGACCGAGAUUUCUCCCGGUGGACUUCUCCGGUCACCGAAGAGGAAAGGGAAUCGUAUAGGAACGCCACUGGAUCUCAGCUUCAAAGGUUUAGGAUUUAUCCAAUGAGAGUAAUUGUGUACGGCAUAGUGUACAGUAUUGCUUUGUACAAGUGGUGGCAAUACGUGACCAGCUAAUUUUUUUCUUUUUUUUUUUUAAAGGUUAAGAUAUAAUUGUUUUUUUUUUUCUUUUUGAAGAAGUUAAAAUAUAAUUUUGUUCCAUGUUUUAGUUUUUUUUCAAUUUUUUUACUUUUAAAAUUUUUAAAUUUAUUCCUUUAGACUUAUAAAUUUAUCUUUAUAAUUAUAUGUUUUAAUGUUUUUUUUUUCGCUUCA
Molecule: messenger RNA, 833 nt
Organism: Cucumis melo (muskmelon)
Lineage: Eukaryota; Viridiplantae; Streptophyta; Magnoliopsida; Cucurbitales; Cucurbitaceae
Product: signal peptidase complex-like protein DTM1
Exons: 2
Coding region: 306-638 (110 amino acids)
Biological process (GO): anther wall tapetum development
Cellular component (GO): endoplasmic reticulum membrane; signal peptidase complex
Source: RefSeq, a predicted model, not a curated record